AGCUCGGCGAGGGGUCCGUCCUUCUCUGUCACUGUAUCUUUCGCCUGUUAUAAUUCCGCCCGCCUCUCUCUGACUCUGCCUGUCUUACCCUUUCUGUUCGUGCCUCUCUGCACUCGGGUCCUUUCUGGGGGAAUCACAGUGCCUUGGUGUUUCAGCUCCCCUCUCUGAGCAGUGGUCUCUGGUGCACUUUCUGUCCCGACACCAUCCCCUUUCCUAGCGCCUUCCCUCUACUUCUAGCAGGCUUGACUGCUCAGGCAUGGGAGUAGAGGCUAGGGGCCUCUCUCCUGGCUUCCCUCUCCAUCUCACCGAGCCUGUCAGUCAGGAGGCCUCUGGUUCUGCAGCCGCGGGUGGCCUACAGCCAGAGGGCGGAGCCCAUCCGGGCGGGACUGGCCGUAGGUCCACCUCAUAAAGCCAGGGGCGAGAGGCGCAACACGCUCUGAAGGAGCCCUGGAGGGGCUAUUUAGCCUGACAGACCGCACAGGCUCAGCCGGGGCUCGACAGUGACAUGCCCUGGGGCUCCCGGACCGCGCUGAGCUGGGCGCUGUUGCUGCGGUUGCUGGCACUGCUUCGGCCGCUGGGGCUGGGCGAGGCGUGCAGCUGCGCCCCCGCGCACCCCCAGCAGCAUGUCUGCCGCUCGACGCUCGGUGAGUCCCGGGAGCCUUCAAGGUCCACAGCGGGGGAUGGUUGUGUGGGAUCGCUACGGGCCCGAGCUGGCGACCAGGAGUCUGGAGCAAUCCGGGCCAAAAUCUCCAAUGAGAAGGUAGUUCCUGCCAGUGCGGAUCCUGCUGACACUCAAAAAAUGAUCCGGUAUGAAAUCAAACAGAUAAAGAUGUUCAAAGGGUUUGAGAAAGUCAGCGAUAUUCAGUAUAUCUAUACACCUUUUGAUUCCUCCCUCUGUGGGGUGAGACUGGAAGCUAACAGCCAGAAGCAGUAUCUCCUGACUGGUCAGGUCCUCAGUGAUGGGAAAGUCUUCAUCCAUCUGUGCAACUACAUUGAGCCCUGGGAGAACCUGUCCUUUCUGCAGAGAGAAAGUCUGAAUCACCACUACCAUCUGAACUGUGGCUGCCAAGUAAGGGAACGUCCAUUUCCAAGAUCACCACCUGCUAUACAGUGUCCUGCACCAUCUCGGCCCCCAAUGAGUGCCUCUGGACAGACUGGCUGUUGGAACGGAAGCUCUAUGGGUACCAGGCCCAGCAUUAUGUCUGCAUGAAGCAUGCUGACGGCACCUGCAGCUGGUACCAGAGACAUCUGCCCCUCCGGAAGGAGUUUGUUGACAUCAUCCAGCCUUAGGAGGGACGGCCACAUUCCUUCAAGAGUCCUAAAGACCAAGCCAUUCUCCUUCUCUGCAGAGCUCUGGCUGUCACCACCUGCCUCAUCGCUGCCAGCCAGCAGGAAGUACCAAGUGGCUGGUCUGGCCAGCUUUAGGGCAGGGGUGGGGCGUAUAACAGCUUGUGUCUGAGACCCCAUCCCAGAAUCUGUCAAGGGCUAGGGAAAGUAGCCUGGCUUUUCUCUCCUGCCCUCAGCCCCUCAUCUCUGCCUCCCAAACCCUUUUAGUCAAGCUGGUACUUAUUACUGAUUCCAGAUUAGUUCGUUUUCCAAAGCUGGGGCUAUUCCUUUUUCUCCCCAGGAAAAUGCGUUUUCUCUUCUCUUAACUGAUCUGACAGGGGAGAGAUGGUGGAUAUUAUGCACACGAGAUGAUGUGGCCCUGUGAUGACAGUACCCGGAGGUGGGUGGACAGUAUCCUAAGCAGGCUGAGGUGGAGGAAUGAAAAGAACAACAUACGUUGGCUGUGUGUCCUAUACUCCUCCUGUCUCAGCUCAUCCUAAUCCUCUGAUACACACUUAUCUGUUUGGGGGAGCGACUCGGGGGACACGGAAUCAUUCAGUGUGAGCCUACAGUGGCCUCACCUCCCUCCUCACACUCUGAUCCUCUCUGCGCCGUCCCUGGCAGAGGGCCUGGCCCUAGCUGGCACACCUCUUUGGACAAGAACAGACUUGGGCAUUGUCUCUCCAGGUUAACUGUACUUAAUGCCCUCGACUGAGGUCCAAAAGGUUUCUCCUCUGUCUCUUUUAGAAGGUCUCUCUCUGCUAGAUUACUAAUGUUUUCAUUCCUAUUUCAAAACUUAUUUUAAGCCAAGAAAAGCAUUUCUCUUAGAGUUGAAAUUCCCACUUAGCUUUUUGAUACCUCAGAGAGAUCUUAGGAGGUCCUUUCCUAAGGGCAGAUUUCAGGAUGGAGGACAGGAGAGAAAUAACACAAGGGCCCUCUUGGGGGAAAAGGAUGGUGGAUGGAGAAUAUACUUUGAGAGUGUUGCCAUUUUUUUCAGUGGUCAGCCUGGUAGAUGCUACAGCAGGAGAAAGCUAGCUCUGAGGCCCCAGAGAGCCCCUCCGCCUCCAGCUCAGUGGCCUCUUGGAUUCCCUGAGUCUCCAAGCACAGACCCCUAGGGGUCCUCAGCCUCUGCAAGCCUUCCUGACUUACCCUGAAAGGGAAAGCCCUGAUGUGAGUCUCAAGGACUUAUUAAGGGCAAGGGCUUAAUGUUCCAGGGCCUCUCCUGGGGAAGCUCUGGCAAAGAUGAAGGUGGUAGUUCUUUUCAAGGCCCUAGGUUAUUAUUCAUCUUCUCUGUGUGGCUUGCUGAUAAGCUGAGCCAUGUACAAAUGCCACAAGAAGGCCCCUGAUUCACAGAAACAGUGUGAAUGCAGAUUCCUCCUGCAGGUCUCUGUCCAGAGCACCAGACUUGGAAAGCUAUGGCAGAGUCUCCACUGGAGGGUUAAGCAGGGUCACCAACUGACCAUGCAAGACUAGGGCAGAGGAUGUGGGGACAGAGAAGAAGGGGGUUAAGCUCCAGGUCACCACGGAGGAAAAACAUUAGUAACAGCCUCUGUACCAACAGUCCAUCUCAUCUCUCUGCCCUUCUGCCAUCCUAGGAUGGCCUCAGAGAAGGCACAAUGCAAACCCAGUCCUGUCGAAAUCUCAGGGACGCCAAGGGAAGGCAAGUGUCUGGGGAAUACAAAUAGGAACAAUACCUUACAUCUGAGGAGCACUUCACACUUUCCAGAGGCUGUUACUUAAGGAUUCUCACUUAUAAGCAAGUACCAUAUUAGAGAUGCUGGUCAGGAAUGGUUACGUCCCCUUGGCUUUCUGACUGGGAAACUGACACACAGGGAGGGGUGCAACUGUCCAGGACUUGUGGCAGCCCCAGGGCUAGAACCCAAGCAGGGGAUCUUCUGAUUGUUGAUCUACAGGGUUCUUACUCUUUUAUCUUGACACACUGCUCUUGUUUCUGCUCUUUCCUAUUCUGUCUCCAGGUUUUGGAGGCAAAGGGGCUGCCAUGUAAAACCCAGACACUUUGGCCCCACAGAACGGGUAUACAGUUCAUCCUCAAUAGAGUCUCUCGGGUUGAGAUGCUGAGGCCCUCUUCAGAGCCGCAUGGUCACCAUGUGGCUAAGCUGAGAGUGCAAACAGCAGAGAGGCUGAAGUGCCCUCUCAGUCACCUACCAUCUCCUUGUGGUUGGGGUAGUACGUCUGUUCGAUGAGUGGGAACUUGUCUCCUCCCAGUGUCUUGUAGAUGGCUACCAGCUGAGCAAACUGCAAAAGAGAAGCAAACAUUUCGUUCACCUAGACAGCUUCUGGGACAGACAGACAAAAUGUCAACCUGUCAAACAAGUAUUUGUCUAGCAUUUGCGCCACUGAGGGCUUCGUGCAGAGCACUCUGGGGAUAGGAAAAAGGUGUCCCAUCUCUGUUCUCCAGGAAGUUAUGCUCUAGUUGGGGAAGGGAGAGAGGGUGAGCUAACAUUCAUUCAGUACCUACUCAAUUUUACUGAUAUUUCCUCAUUUCAAAUGGAUAAACUAGGUACUUUAUCAUCCUCAUUUUACAUAUGAGGCUCGGAGAGGGUAGGAAACUUGCCUAAAGUCACAGAGCUGCAAAGGGGUAAAGCUGGGAUUGAAAUCUGGGUCUCUCACUCUAAAUGCCUGCAUCUCUAGAGAUGGCAAGUGAUGAAGCUGGGGAGGUAACAUGGGGCCCAGUCUUGAAGUUCAAAUGCCAAACAAAGGAAUGGUAGCUUUUUCCUGUAGGGAGUACGGAGUCAUCAGAGUUUAAGCAGGGAGGUCCUGAAUGAAACUGUUCUUCACGAAGAUGUAGGUGGUCAUGGAAUGCAGGAAAGACAGACCCAGUCUUCUGGGGCUUAAUACUCAUUCGAGAACUGAACUCACUGGACCCUUUAGCUAUGAGAAAGCGGAACAGCUCCAUGGGAAGAGGUGAGGUACACACAUGUAAGCGUCAGGGCUUGCCUUUGGCACACAUGCAUCUCCCCUUGGUGCCCCCUCUCCCCCACACUUUAUCAGUGAAGAAACUGAGGCCCAGAGAGGUCACUUGCCCAAGGUCACACAGCAGUUGAGCCAGAUUCAUGGCCAGGCUCCUUUAUUCCUAACUCAUAAGUCUCCCUACUCCUUCUUGUAGCUGCCUUUCAGGCUCUCAAGAGACCAUGUUCUUCCCACAGGAGACUUUCUUGUUCAGUCCAUUCCCACACACGCCCACACCCACCCCUAGCGCCCUGGCAGCAGGGGUAAUCCAGCAUCUUCUCCGCAGUGCUACUGGGUUCACGCUCUAAGCCACUGAUGUCUGGAACUGCUAGAAGGAAAAGUUGCCAGAUCGAACCUGCCUUCUACUUAGCAGAGAAAGGAGAGCUGGAACAUUUCUCAAACGCUCAGGUCCUACUCUCUAUAAGGUACGUCAGCACGUGAGCAGUGUGGGGACACGAGCGUGGAGAACUGGGCUCUUAGGAAAUUGGAGUCUUCUGAUUCUUCUUGUUCCGCCUUGACUUGCCAGGUGUCCUUGGGCAAAUGAUUUCUCCUCUCCAGGCCUCAUUUUCUUCACAUAUAAAAUGAGAAAACUCAGUUUCCUCAAACUUUUCACCACAAAAGAACACCUAUUGUAUUUCCUCCCAGACUCCAUGAUCAAACUACUGGUUAAGCGAUCAUCUGCUGUGGUCCCUUUGUGAGUAAAGAUAGAAUUAUGUUAUUUUUGAAAUGCAGAAAAACACUGGAAUUUCUGGGUCACUUCCCUUAAUGACACACAGUUGGUGACUCUGGAUCACUAAGGCCUCCUCCGGGGCUGGAAGUAUGAUUAAUGGACUUUCGGCCCCCAAGGCUUUAUUAUUGAAAGGGACUGUAGAGUCUCUAGACGAGACAUCUCAUGUUACAGAUGAGGAGACUGAGGCUAGAAGAGCAAAGGAAAGCGGAGGCUCCGACCUCGUGCCUGGAGGUGAGGCUGCCCUGGGGCGGCACCCGGUUCUCUUCUGGCCCAGUGCAUUCUCCGUGGAACUCAUGGCCUUCACCAUUCUUUGGCUCGUCAACGUUCUUUGACUAUCAAGAACCCCCUCAGACCCUUCCUGCCAUCUCUGAUUCUCCCCACCACCUCAUCUGACCUUUAAAUCCUGCCUGCCCACUUCAGCCUGGCUGGACUCCUGCUCUGUGUCUGGAAACCUGCCUGAGCUCCCCGAGCUCUCCAGCAUCCCCAGCAAGCUGAUGCCAGCUCUGCCUAACGACCUGUGUCCUGCUGCAGCCCACGCCCUGGCACCGCACCAAGGCAUGUGGGGCCCUAUCUUCCCAGCAUGUGGGAGAAUUACACAGACACCGCACUGAUGCCAAGAAGGCCCACGGUGGACUCCCAGGGUCCUCAGGCAGCCAAGACUAAAGUGGCAGCCAGUUCCCAGGCACAGGCUGGGUCCUUGGGAGCUCACCCACCCUCUUCUACCUCCAGCAGCCACUGUCUGCUCAAAGUUCUGGGCUUGGCCUCUAACCCCUGCCUCCUUGGAAACUUAGAUUCAGUCACAAGCACACAGUCACCGAUUAAACAAAAGUAACAUC
Molecule: messenger RNA, 5862 nt
Organism: Vicugna pacos (alpaca)
Lineage: Eukaryota; Metazoa; Chordata; Mammalia; Artiodactyla; Camelidae
Source: RefSeq, a predicted model, not a curated record